Messenger RNA from Pocillopora meandrina, 9849 nucleotides. The record is from the annotation of a GenBank genome assembly. Lineage: Eukaryota; Metazoa; Cnidaria; Anthozoa; Scleractinia; Pocilloporidae.
GUUUUCUGGUCUCAGCAGUUGUAAGUUAGACCGCUUACACCGGUGGCGAUAUCCCCGCACGAAAAUGGCGAAGAAAGUCUCCGCGAAACAAGGUUCGUAAAAUUCCCAUUUACUAAGAAAUAGGAUCGUUUUCGUAGAAAACUUGGGUUGGAAAUUUGAAACCAUAUUUCAUUUCCUUUGCGUUCUAGGAAAGGACUUCUUCGACACUCGAAGUGGUCGAGUUCUUGCAGACUUGAAUUUCGCCGAACGGAGUUCCGUAAAUGCUAAGACCGAAGUAAGUUCUUUGUCAGUCACCGUAUUUAGCUGACCCGUGAAUAAAUCUAGAUUUAUUCUGUGCCUCUUACGUUUACAUGUUGCUGUCAUUACAGAUUGGCUUCAUUCGCGAAGCUUUCCCGUUCCGAAGUAAAGAUGACAUAACUUUGGUUCUGCAGUCCUGUGAUUACGACGUCGAAGCUGCUAUCGCCUGCUUUACCAACGGUGGGUUUUUUUUUCGUUUUCCUAAACGAACGGUUUGAAACAGAGAGAGUCGAAACUUAAGAUGGGUAGUUGUGAUUUGAUACGAAACAGGAGGGCUUAUUUUCAAAAAGCGAAACAAAACUUGGAAAGUAUCAGUCGCUGUGGACACAAGAACACUCCGUUUCUACGCAUAGAAGAAUGUUAAAUUCCAACAAUUUCGUCAAUAUAUUCUCAUGUUAUUCCUUGUCUUUUAGGAGAAGCCGAUAACCUCUUAAAAGAGUGGAAUACCCAGGGAAAGAAGUCAAAAGUAAGAAAUUGAAAUAACUUUUUGCCGCUUUUUAAAUAAUUUUUUUUCAGGUUUAUGAAUAAUUUUUGUCACGUCACUGCGAUGUUAAAGUUUGUAUUAAAUAUUUAAAUGGGUCACUCGAUAUCUAAGCUCAGAUGAAUUUUAAGACGAUUUUCCUCUGUGAUUAGGGAGUCUUGUCUCUGGUUUUUUUCGCUAUAGAUUUCUUCAGCAUUUCUAAGCUAAUAAAGUGCCCGAAACAAAAUGAAACGUCAGUUGAGGUAUUCACUUUCCUCUCUGCCGGAAAAUCUGGGUGUCUUGCAAGGCGCAUUACUCCCUCGCUUCGAAGAAAUCUACUGCGGCAUGCAAUCUUGGGCCAUCGCUAAUCAAUCUACGUCUCAGAACACACCGAUCAAAGUUUCAUGUUACGAACGAUUGAAGUAUUAAUCAGAUGCCUUGUAAAACCCGUUAAGAGAACGAAGGUUUCCCAUCGUCAGCAACUUCCGGAAUUGGUCGAAUUACGAAAUAUAAUAGCUCCUUUGGGGCGCUGAGGUCGAUGCUCCAGAUAAGGGAAAAAAAGAGCGAUUCGUCGGUUGAAAUUUUUUAGAGCCAUGUUGGUUUCUCUGAAUGGCAUAAUAAUGGUUACCUUCUGGUGACCCUUUUUUCUGCCUAGAUUCAAGCAGGCAUCAGUUAUAGGUCUCACAAUUCCAACAACACAACCAUGGUAUUUUUUACUAUUUCAAGGUCAAUAUCAGGCCUUUGCAACAAAUUUUUAAGUGAUGGGGUCCAUUAACAGCAGUAGUUGUGGUAUAUCCCCCCUUUUACUCCCAAAAUCUCUUCAGUUACUUUCCUUACUGUCUGCCAUACAGUUCUUGUGAUGUUAGUUUGGAGAAUUUGAUUUUUGAUCAACUUGUAAUACCCUAUUUGAUAUUUUUCUUUAUUCUCAUCAUUUGUCUGCUUGAUAUUGUAUUUAUAUUGUAAGGAGAAAUUCUGUCUUGGUCACUCAUGGGAUUUAAAGGGUUAUAAUAGGCUGAAAGGGAAUCAAGAGUCAUCCUUCCCUAAACCCUUUAACUCCUAGAAGUGAUCAAUUUGAAACUUCUCCCAAUAACAUACUUACAUUAUUCAGUAAACAGCUAAUGAGAAUAUUCAAACUUAGUAGGUAGAAGUUGUUGUCUUGAUCUAACAACCAAAUUCUCAUAACUAAUUUACAAGGAUAUGUGUAGCAGCAAGAGGAGAGGACUACCAAUCAGAUCUUGGAGGUUAAUAAAGGGUUAAAUUUUGAAAAUUCAAGUACAAUCUGUUGCCAUAUGGUGCAUUUUGGAAUAUAUAUAGUUUUCAAGUCAAAAGGUUUUUCUCACUUUCAAGCAAUCAUGAAGUCAAUUUUGUUUGUUUGUCUAUUUUUUCAGCAUAGUCAUCUAAAUUACACUUUACUUGUAACCAUGCAUUGAUGCCGCUGCAUUUGUCUUCUUUUUCCUUUUAAUGCAAAAAGUGGGUGGCCAUGGGCUUCCCUUGUUCUCUUAUUCCUACUUAAAACUUACCAUCUGUCUUAUUCUUUUAAAAAAACAUGAUAACGACCUUGCUGAUCCUCGCAGUAUACAGGAUGUGUGUCAUAUAUGAACUUUGUGAUGGGCCUUGCUCACCAUAGAGCCUCUGUGGCUCAGUGGUUGAGCAUCUGGGCACAGAAUCCAAAGUUCUGGGGUUCAAUUCCUCCUUCAUGGGGACUUAGAAUUUUUUCUUUGUCCCACACUUUUGACAAGACAUGAAAACAUCUCUCUCUAUUUCUCUACCAAGCUCAAAACUUACCAUCUUCCUUAUUCUAUUUACUAAUGAAUUUAUUUAAUUCUUUAUCUGCAUUUGUUCCUGCACCAACCUACUUGUCACCUUUAGUGAAAUUGUUAUUUUCCUUGCAGAGUGCCAGAAAGAAAAGGAACAGGAAAAAGCAGGCAAAAACAAAUGAUCCAGAAACAUCAGAUGUUGCUGUGAUAAAAGAGAACAAUGAGAAAGUUUCACAACUGAAUCAAAACAGCCUUGAAGGUAUUGUCCAUGUAAUGGAGAUAAAAGAGAUUUUUAGACUUUGCAAGGGAAAUGAAAAGCCCUCCAAAAUCAUUUUGCAUUUAAAAAAAUUGUUUUAGAAUAAUACAAGUAUUGUAUCUGAGGGUGAGGUUACAUAAUAUUACAUGGUCUGUAUGGUUUUGGUAUCCAUGUAGAGAAAUAACAUUGGGAUAAACUUGUCUCGUGUUUCCUUUCUUGUUUUCACUUCACUGUGCUCAAGGCCAUAUAGACAGAUCUUCACCUUGUUCAUAUUACUCAAUAUUUCUUAUUCUUUGUUACUUGUCUGUUUGAGGCUGUCAUUAGUUAAAAUGUAAGGAGACUUUGAUCUCUCAUGGGAGAGAAAAGCUGAGAAAUGUUAAUCAGGAAUCAUUUUUCUUUUCCCAGAUGCACCAGUCACACCAGAAGAAAAUAGCAAAAAGCCAAUACAUGCUGAGUCAACCACUCUGAAAUGUGCUCCCCAAUCUUUGAACCCUCUGCUCCUUCAUCCACCUUCAUCAUCAUCAUGCUCUGAAGUCUCCCUUCCUUCCUCUAACUCUGACCAGCCUGCAGAUUCCUCACAAGGUACUCAGGCCACCUUGAAGCAUACACCAGGUUCCUCUGGUCAGACCAACCACUCAAAUUUAAAGGUUGAGAGGUCAAUCUCUACUGGUCCUGAUGCUCUCAAGAAAACAGUAAAGGAUUUGCAACGCUCCAGUGUUUCACUUCCACGCUUUCAACUUCUCCUAGAGGAGGUAAAUAGUCUCAACCCUUAACUCCUAAGAGUGAUUAGCAUGACUAAGUUCUCCUUAUGAAAUGCAUACAUUAUCCAAGAAACAGUUAACGAGAAUACUUAAACUCAUAAGGAAGGUUUUUAUCUUGACCUAAGACCAAAUUCUUGUAACUUGUUUACAAGAAAGUGUGCAGCAACUAGAGGGGAGAAUUAACAACCAUAUCUUGGGAGUUUAGGGGUUAAAUAUAUGGCAAAGAGGAGGGUAGAAGUUGAUGUCUUGAUCUAAAACUAAAUUCUCAGCUGGAGGGGAGAAUUAACAAUCAGAUUAUGGGAAUUGAAGGGUUGAGUGAAAGAGCACAAGGAUAUGCCUUCUGAAAUGCUUUUUGUUCCAAGAUCCAUCUAUAAAGUUUUGCUUGGUUGGAAUUUUUUAAUUUUCAUCUCUCACCUGCCUGACAAUUGUCUGAAAUUCUUUUCUCAGGAAUGUGAAAAGUCCACUAAGUCAAUUUCUCAGAUAUUUCAAGAGUUACGGCAAUGGUAAGUUGGGUUACAGAUGCCUUGAAAACUUUUGUUUGUUGGUGUAAUCAUUGCAUAAUAUAUUUAUAAAAUUUUUUACUUGUAAAUUGGUGAAACUAACAUUUUUUAUGAAUGUCACACAGUUUGAACAACAGGGAAGCUCAUCUUCUUGGUCGAAUGGCUGAAUUUAAAAAGCAGGCAGGUUGGUUGCCCAUUUUUGACUUAAUAUUCAGGGUUUUUGUUUACUGGCAAUCUGUGAAUUAAAUGAUCACAUGACUUGAAUUAAUUAGUUGUUAACUUAUUGUAAUGACCUACAAUCAAACUUAGUUUUAUUGCAUUGCAGUGAUAAGGGGUAAAACUUUUGUGCCAGUCAUAUACUGCAGAAUAGUCCAUUGAUCAAAAUUUGAACUACCCAUUUAACUCCCAGAUCAAAUUUGUAAUUCUCCUUAUUGUCAACCAUACAAUUCUUACAAUAUUAGUUCAGGGAAUUUACUACUGGAUCAACUAAUUAUCCCCAAAUUGACAUUUUCCUUUAUUCUCAUUACUUACCUGGUUGUUAUUGUAUUGAUAUUUUGAGGAGAAAUUCUGUCUUGGUCACUCAUGGGAGUUAAAGGGCUACCAUAAUUUGCAAAUGCUUCUUGUGAUGUAAUUAAAAACAUGUCUGAUUCUUUGCAGUUGAUUUGUUGGAACAGAGACAGGAAAAUGCAGCAGCAUUAAAACUUAAAUCUGACCGAGUAGGAGGGAUGCACGAGGUAGAAGUCACACAGUUAAGGAGUGAAAUAAAGGUGAGAUUGAAUAGCAAACCGAAAAAAAUAUACAACAUAGGAUUUGUCUGUGAUUCUUAACCCUUUAACUCCCAAGAUCUCAUCAGUAAUUCACCUUACUGUUUGCCAAAUGAUUCUCAUCAAGUUAAUUUGGAGAAUUUGGUAUUGGAUCAAUUAGUAAUCCCAUAAUUGAUAUUUUUUUUUAUUCUCAUUACUUCUCUGCAUGAUAUUGAUUAGAUAUAAGAAGGAGAAAUUCUGUCUUGGUCACUCACAGGACUUAAAGAGUUAAGACAAAUGUAGAAGAUUAUGAUUAAAAAAGGAAGGGCAUAAAAUUAUGGCAAGUAAGUUAUCACUCUUUAAUUCCCUUGAGUGACCAAGAAAGAAUUUCUCCUUACAACUGCAAUACAAUAUCAAGCAGAGAAGUGAUGAGAAUAAAGAGAAAUAUCAAUCAGGGGAUCAUAAGUUGAUCCAGUACCAGUUUCUCCAAACUAAUAUCAUACACAGUACAAAUGCAAAUUUUUGGUUUCCUUUUUUUAAUCCCUCCUUUUCUUCCUGUUGGCAGUUGGAUCUGGUAAACUGAACGUAAAAUUUUUUCUUUUUCAAGGCAGUGAGCUUAAGUAGUGUUAAUAUGAAGGCAACUUUGGAAGUCAAGGCUGGAGAGUUGAUAUAAAGUUGAUGUCUAUGUAAGAUGUUGUUUUUCACUGUGAGCAAUUUACACUUUUACUAGAAUUUUGUCACGGAGCGUAAAAUUGAUGAGGAGCUUGCCAGAACUACUCGUUUUGUGGCAGACAAAGAUCAGCUGCUGUCAAUGAUUGCCAAUUUUGGUGAAGGUAAGAAAUAUCUUAAUUUUCUCAUGGAUACUUGAUGUGGUUAUCAAGAAUGCAUAUUUACAAAUCAAUUGUAUUGUUGCCUUGGGUCCAGUACAUAUCAUUUUCACUGAACUUUACACAAAUUGAAAUCUACUACAGUUGACUCUUGCCCUUUGGACAUCUUGCUAUCACAGACACCUUGCCAUUGCAGACAAAGGCUAGUCCCCCAGUAAAAUGCAUAAAGAAAUGACUGAUACAAAUUCCUGUUACUACAGUCUCUCACAGUAGCAGAAAUGCAGACACUUUCAUGCCCCCCAGCAUGACUUUUCACUUGCUUUUUCUCUCACUACAGUGCACACACCUAAGUACUUUAUCCAAAAUCCUGACUUGUAUAAUAUAAAGCGACAUUAUGAUAAAGGCAAAUAAAGAAACCAUUCUUCAAUUGGGUGCAAACAUGAGAGUUUUUUCUGCUUGCCACUGGAUCUUUUCAGAUUUAUUAGCCCCAGUUAUUGACUCUCGAUAUUACACCCUCACCUGUUAGGGUGUCGGUAAUAACAGGAGUCAACUUUAUUACGUUGUGUAGCAUAGCCGAUCUUUUUUAUAUUCUCCUUUGCAUACUUUUCAAUCGUUUUUAUUUACUUGCUUGUUUGUGUCUUUUGUCACUGAUAGUUGUUCCUAUAAAGAGUUGUUACAGCCCUGUAACAUUAAACCCUCCAUCACUACCAAUGAAGAAAGUGGAGAGGAACAACAAUAAGAAAGCUGAAAAUGUUUCUUCACUCAAGCCACCACUGCCAUCAGCUCCUACAAAUGGCAGUGUACCUGUCACCACUUCUAGUGUGGAGGAGUCUCUAUGCUCACAAAAAACCCUCCAAGAAUUGGCAGAACUGAAUGCAAAGCUUCAAGCUUCUCUGCGGCAACAAGUAAGUCCCCAUUAGCAGAUGCCAGAGUAUCCUGUAUUUUAUUAAUUUUUGACCUGAAUAUCUUGCACCCUGUUAAUUAUCUCUUAUCUUGCAAAUUUUUUUUCUUGCUUUAAGUUAUCCUGCAUCCCUCAAAUUUUUUACUCUAAUAUCUAAUAUCCAGAUAACCCCUAAUAGAGCCUCAAUACUUCAGUGAGAAAAUCAAUUAUGUUAAAGGCCUGCUACUGUUUUUGAUUUACAGGGUUUGGCAUCACCUACAAAUUGCAGUCUGCCUAUGACCACUUCUAGUGUGGAUAAGUCGGUAUCCUCACAGAAAGCCCUCCAAGAAGAGGAAGAAGUGAAGUCAAAGCUUCAAUCUGCUGAGCAGCAACAAGUAAGUUGGCAGCACUGAGGCCCCAUUAGCAGGGUCCUGAGUAUCUGUAUCUUAUUCAUUUUUGACCUAAAUAUCUUGCAAUCUGUGAAUUCCUGUGGAUUGUAUCCUCAUAAUUCCAGUUCAUUAUCCUGGAACCUUUAUUUUAAAUAUCUCUUAUUUUGCAAUUUUUUUGCACAUUAAAGUAUCAGGUAUCCAUCAAAUUUUAAUACUCAAAUGUCAUAUCCAGAUAACCCCUAAUAAGGCCCCAAUACUUCAGUGAAAAAAUGUGUCUGUGGAAUGCAAGAAUCAUUGUAAAAAGUUUGUAAUUAUCAUGUUUUCUAGGACAAACAAUUAUGUUAAAUGCUUUGGUUGUUUUUGACUCACAGGGUUUGGCAUCACCCAGUGAAGAACCUAUGGAAGGUACUUGAUUAUAGAUUAAAGUAUUUUAUUUAUGAAAAGUGGAUGACAGAAGCUACCAAGGGUUAGCUUGCUGCAUUCCAGGGGAGAGGUUUGGGUUCAUGACCUGUCUUGUUUAUUGUGUUGUGUUUUUGGGAAAUACACUUCACUCUUACAGUGCCUCUCUUCACCCAUCAGUUUGAAUGGGUAACAAUUAUUUGUUAUGUUUUUUUUUUCCCUUAUGUAUAUUUUAAGUAGUUUUUAGCUUUUAUACUUAUUUCACACCCCUACUGGAAACCAGCUUUUUACAAUAAUGAUGAUAGGCUAACAUGUUUAGAUGAAGUUGAUCUCUUGAGGUUGAUGGAAACCUGACUAAAUGUUGGACAUGGGUAACCUGCAAUGGAUCUCAUUAGUAAUUCUCCAUUCUGUCUGCCAUACAAUUCUUAUGAUGUUAAUUAAGAGAACUUGGUACCAGAUUAACUAAUAAUCUCCUCUUUAUUCUCAUCACUGGUCUGCUUGAUAUUUUGAUAAUAUUGUAAGGAGAAAUUCUGUCUUCAUCACUCAAGGGAGUUAAAGGGUUGAACAAAGAUGUUACUUUGCUAUCUUUGUAUAUGUUUGGGAAGAGAAAAAGUUGGUGUAAAACUUUAAGAGGGAAACAAUAUUGAUACGAUGAAGAUAUGAUAUAUUGCAAAUUGAUUAUUACUGGCAAUGAAAAUUUAACACAAGAAAUAAGGGCUGGGUCUAUGACCAGUGAUUUAACAAUUUCUUUUUUUUUUUUUUAAAGGACAAAAACAGGAAACACCUGACCAAAAGAACAACAGGUCCAAUUCAGCUUCACACAUAACAGGCAAACAGCAGACAUCACAAAAUCAGCAAAGAAGGAAAGACCAGAAUCACCAGCCUGAGAGGAAUAGACAAAACCAGUCAGGUGUAGCAAGAGGUUCUGAACGAGAUAGGCAAUAUAAUAACCAAUAUAAUAGGAGUUCUAGAAGAUCUUAUCAACGGAGUGCAAGACAAAGAAGUCCUAGGUUUGAAAUUCCAAAUGACAAGAAGGAGGGGUCAAAGAAUAAAGACACUCCCGCAGCUCAAAACACUGAUCUUGAUCAGCAAAAAGUAGAAGCUGAUGAAAGCUUGAAAUCCUCAGGGAGUAGUGAUAAAGCUGUCACACCACGACCUGAGUCUGUUAAGGGAGAUGUGCAGUCAGGAAACAGAAAUUCACGACCAAGAAACCAGAGAAUGAGAAGGGAAGACGGGCCCCGCAGUAGGGACAGAAGAAGGGGUAGAAGGGAAGGGGCAGAGGGCCACAAGAGGAAUGGUCCAGGAGAGAAGCUUGAAAAUGGUCCCAUUAAAAAUGAUCCUGUUGAUAAAGGUUCACCUGACAAGGAGGAUACAAAAACAGCAGUUAAUGAAAACAGGGAUCAUGAUUCAAAGAAGAGUACAAACCAGGAAAAUGGUUCUAUUGAAAAGACUGAUGAGGUCAAAAAGGAAACAUCUUUACCUGAUGGUCCUGUCUUGAAUGGAGCAGAAACACAGGCAGACAGCAGUAGUAAUCAUUGUUUAAAUGGUGAGCCUGCCCAUGUUCCAGACAAAGAAGAAGAGAAGAACAAGGAGACACUACCUCAAAGAAGAGAGAGGCCAUCAAGAAGAAGGGGCACACAGAGAGAUAAGAAAGAUGGGCCUAGCUCUGAGAAGCAGCUAAAUGGAACCAAAUCAGCUGAAAAUGGAACUGGGGAAGGUCAUGGCAAGGAAGAAGGCAUGGCUGAUAAUGAAACCCAGAAACCAACAGAGAAUGUACAAAAGGAAAAAAAGGAAAUUAAAAUUGAGAAUCAAAGCACACAGGAACUUCAAAAGGACAUAGGUAAAUCUGGAGCACCACGAGCGAAUGGUUAUAUACCCUUGAAAGAAGUUAAUGAGGUUAAUAUAGGUAGAUGACACUUCCAUUCAUACUGAAUGUUAUUAAAUUAUGCCUUUUAGAAGGUGAAUAACUUGAAAUAAAUUGAAUUAUUGAGUUAUUGCAAAUUGUUAAGGUAGGAGUUGUGUAGGUUAAUGUCAAAAUGUUGUGUUAAGUGUUGAACUUUAGUUUAAAUUAGCUGUUGGUUAGUUGCAAAUGCAAUGGUCCCCUUUCUCCAAGGGUACCUUUUGUUCUUACUGAUUUGACUUCUGUUAAAUUAUGUUCAAGGGAGAAUUUGAUCAGCAAAUAGAAUGUCAGUGUAUGAAUCUUCCUUUUUUCUUACUGCAAUUACAAAAGGAGUCUUGCAAAUAUGUUCUAUAGUCAGCGGAGAAAACUUGGGCCUCUGCUCUUAGCUCUUAGUUUACUUGAAUGAAUUAAUAGACCAGUCAAAAAUAUAUAUAUUAAUCCUAAAAUUGGCUGCUUCUAUGGGAAUUUGACUAAAUCAUUAGUCCAACUUACAACAAUUAAAUUUACAGAGUUUUGACAAGGGGGAAUUAUUGCAUGUGCAAUGAUGUAGAAUCUAUACAGUCAAGAACCUAUAACUCAUGAAAUGUAGGAGCAACUUGUUUUGCAAAAAAAAUGGGUAAAUUUUAGUUUGUUAUAACCCAUUCACACCAAAGCUUUAAAAUGUUUUAAAAUGUUUUGUU